Molecule: messenger RNA, 576 nt
Organism: Protopolystoma xenopodis
Lineage: Eukaryota; Metazoa; Platyhelminthes; Monogenea; Polystomatidea; Polystomatidae
Source: the annotation of a GenBank genome assembly
AUGACUCAAUUGAACACCACUUCCACGCCAGCUCCGUCGAGUCAUGAUCGGGCCGGAUCGGGCGGCGGUAGCGACAAUGUCGGCGUCAACGUCGGCGUCAACGUCGGCGUCGGCGUCGGCGUCGGUGGCAGCGUCUUCACGGGAGCCUAUCCGAGCGGAUCGGCCUCGCGACGCUGCGAACCUGGCGCUGCGACGGUCUCGAGCCCCGGCACCUACCAGAGCCGAGGUUCGAGCAUCACCCCCGCGGCGACCGGACGCAAGCCGGCGGGCCGAUCCAACAGCCACAGUGGCCCUAGCAGCGGCCCUCCGGCCGGCGGGAUUCUGCGCAACGGAGCGUCGGCCAGCGCCGGCGCCAGUCGCACCACCACCCCGGCCGGAAUGCAGUCGAGCCAGCGCGGCUCUCAGGUGAGUCAUCGCGUCCGGGACUCGAGCAAGGACGCCGAGAGCGACGUCGAAAGGGUCUCUCUCCCCGAAAGAAGGGUCCUAGUCCGCUCGACCAGACCGGUCCUCCAAAUCGUCUCGUGGCAAAUAGUUGUCGCGAUGGAGUCGAGACUCGAAUCCCGCCUGAGGCGUUGA